ACCCAAAAGGGCCAGAACCCCAAAACUAAAACCUUUCCUCCUCUUCUCGCAAGGGUUUUCAACUUUCCAUUGAGCAGAACCGAGAGAGAGGCAGCCAGAAAGCAAAGCCAACAUGAGUCUGAUAGCAGGUUCGUACGAAAAAUACAUAUGGGGUUUCAAGCUCAAGCCUCACCCAACCCCAAACGGCCUCACCUUAACCCCACUCUUCUCCUACCCAUCUCACCAGUCUCCAAUCACCACCGUCGCUUCAUGCGGCGCCGCCGCCGCAUCAGGCGGAGCCGACGACACAAUCCACCUCUACGACCUCCCCUCAGCCUCCUACUUGGGUUCUCUCCAUGACCACUCCGCUUCUGUCACUUCUCUCUCCUUCUACUCUCCACCCCACCUCUCUUCUUUCCCUCGCAACCUCAUCUCCGCCUCCGCCGACGGCACCGUUUGUAUUUUCGACGCCGACCCAUUUGUCCUCCUCAAGUCUCUUCGCCCCCACAAGAAGCAAAUCAAUGAUCUCUCUGUACACCCUUCUGGGAAGCUCGCUUUGACGGUUGCUAGGGACAGUUUUUUGGCUAUGGUUAACUUGGUUCGUGGGAAGAGGAGCUUCUGUGGUCGGUUGGAUAAGGAGGCUAGUUUGGUUAAGUUUGAUGCUAGUGGGGACAAGUUUUUUAUGGUUGUGGAGGAUAAGGUUGGAGUGCACGAGGCUGAGGAUGCUAGGUUGGUUUUUGAGUUGGAGAAUCCCAAGCAGAAAAGGGUUCUUUGUGCCUCGCCCGGCGAGAAUGGACUUCUAUACACUGGUGGUGAGGACCGGAGCAUUACAGCAUGGGAUACAAACAGUGGGAAGGUUGCAUAUUGCAUUGAGGAUGCACAUUCUGUCCGUUUGAAAGGUAUUGUAGUACUCACAAGAAGUGAUGGAUCUGUUUCUGGUGAUGAUCCAUAUUUAGUGGCAUCUGCAUCGUCGGAUGGGGUUAUACGUGUAUGGGAUGUUCGCGUGGCCAUUAAGGAAAAGCCAAAUCCGUUGGCUGAGGCUAAUACAAAGUCAAGGCUAACCUGUCUUGCUGGAUCAUCUCUCAAAUCUUUCAAACGACCAGAAUCUGGAAGCAGCAGUAUUCCAAAAGGAGAGCAGGAUGAAGAGAUGGAAGGUUCAUAAUAACCAUCAAGAAAACGAUGCUUCUAGAAGAAGAAAAGAAACAAUUUUUGUAUGGCUGGUAGAGGAAUUUAUUUAAACUUGUUGAAGGGCUUAUGGAUGUUCUGUUAACUGUUGGGUUCAAUCAGUCCAACCCAUAAAUUUUGACAUUAAUGAUGCUUGUGUAGUUUGUUUAUAUUAAUUUGAAUAUAUAUAAUUUGAGUUUCCAACA
This is a messenger RNA of Quercus robur (English oak), 1349 nucleotides long. RefSeq lists its product as uncharacterized. The record is from RefSeq and is a predicted model, not a curated record. The transcript has 3 exons. The coding region runs from base 113 to 1141 and encodes 342 amino acids. NCBI's taxonomy places the organism in Eukaryota, Viridiplantae, Streptophyta, Magnoliopsida, Fagales, Fagaceae. Gene Ontology annotation, molecular function: protein binding.